Messenger RNA from Cooperia oncophora, 417 nucleotides. Lineage: Eukaryota; Metazoa; Nematoda; Chromadorea; Rhabditida; Trichostrongylidae. The record is from the annotation of a GenBank genome assembly.
AUGGAGAUUACUAAAUCAUUGCGACGGAUAUUGGAAAGUAUACCAGGUGUUACUACAAUUUUUCUUACUGAUCGUGAUGGGGUAAUUGUAGUUAGUGUGGGCGAAGAGCUUCGAUCAAGGCCGUCACUGAUAUCAAGUCUACAAGCUACUCAAGAUCAGACUGGGAAACUACUCAUUGGUCAUCAUAUUUCCUCAGUAUUUUUCUAUGAGAGUAGUCAACUGGUUAUACUAAAUGUACCACCACUAAUGGCUUUCAUCGUGGCAUCACCGACAGCCAGUACUGGUAGCAUCCUCAAGUUGCGAGAACAGUUGGAACCUUUGUUGCAGUAUAUCGAGAGCAUUGUUCCAGACAUGCCUGGUGGUAAGUUCGUCCUUAUUAGUAACCGGUUCGAUGAAGGACUUUAUCGCUCGAAUUAA